AUCAUCUUUCAGUAUACAUUUGACCGCGAACAUAAGCGCAUUGCACACAAUGAGCAUCGCUUUCCUGGCCUGGUGAUUCAUAGUCUCAGUGCGUUUCUCCAGUGUUGAAUAAAAGUACAAAUAAAAAUGUCCAACAAAUCUUCAAAAACAGUGACCACCCUUUCUCACAAACAAUCAACGCGAAGUGUAAUAACCACUAUGACCGUUUCUAAGUUACAAACGACGAGUUCGGGAUUCGUCAACUCGUAUGGAUCUCCUGCAGUUGCAGACCGGGCCUUUGUUCCAGGGUCAUCAUCCAAAACUUAUGAGCCUGUGUACGAGAAGACACGGCAACUAUCUACGAUCACUAAUACCAGGAGCAACACUCCAAAGUAUCAAGAACCAACUAAAUCUGCGUCCCCAAGUAUGGUCUCAAAGACGGCAGGAAAUUUGUUCAACUCAUUUGGAACCGCUGAUGACAAAAAGCGAUACACGUCAUUGGAAAUUAAUAUACCGCCCAAAUAUGUACCUAGCUCGAGUUGGAAGAGUGUAACUACUACUCCGACCAGGUCUCCCAAUAUUGUUGCUCGAGAUGCACAGUCGUCAAACGCACGAUCUAAUACACCUGCGUCUCCAGGACCCGCCACUGUAUCUCUGGAAAAAUACGAUCUUAGGAAACCGGCAUACGUUUUGAUAUUUCAUAACAUAUUCAAAAAUAACAAACAACUGCAUCGAAAAGGUAGUGAACUCGAUCUCAAGCUAAUCAAAGAAUUUGUCAAAGGAUACAAUAUGAAGAUAGCGGACAUUUGUGAGGAUUUCAGUGUGACGAAGGUGAAGAAGAAAAUGAACGAAGUCACAUUGAAAAAUUUUGGAAGCUAUUCUAGCCUGAUGAUUGUUAUAAUGAGUCACGGAGGACUAAAUGAUCACAUCCAAACCUCAAACGGAUUCUACCAUCUGGAUACUACCAUUGUUGAACCGACGUUGAUGAACGAGACACUGAAGGGUAAGCCGAAACUUUUCUUCGUGCAAGCAUGCAAGGGAGAUGCAGUUAUGGAAGCGGAUGCUACUCGGACUGCCACGAACAAGUUCGAUAUUCUGAAGUGUUUCAGCACGUAUGAAGGCACAUUAUCGUUCAGGUAUACCACUGAAGGCACCACAUUCAUCCAAACGCUUUUCAAACUCAUUGAGCAAAACUCCGAUAAGGAAAUAAUAGACAUAAUGCGUUUGAUGAGAAAUAUUUUCUGCGUUAACAAGAUCGCACAAGCUCCCACAGAAACAUCCACACUAACAAAGAAGUUCUACUUCAACGAUUUGAAGAAAUAGUAACUUGUUGCUCAAGUGCAGUUAGUGAAUAUAGAAGACUGUUAACUGCUCCUUCAACCAGAGGCUGGAAUGACUGAACAUAAAUGACACUAGGUACGAGAAUACAGAACAUGCUUGCAGGUCUGAAGAAAUGCCUCAUCGAUGCUGAAAGCCGCACAAUAACGAAGCUCACAAUACAAUACAUUUUGCCGUAUGACGCAUGAAAUAUUGAUUUGUAAAUUAUUUAUUGGAAAAUAAUUAAAAUCAUCUACGUUUGUAGUUGCUACGUGUACAUAA
Aedes aegypti (yellow fever mosquito) is the source of this 1578-nucleotide messenger RNA. Its product is annotated as caspase-3. Gene Ontology annotation, molecular function: cysteine-type endopeptidase activity. The record is from RefSeq and is a predicted model, not a curated record. NCBI's taxonomy places the organism in Eukaryota, Metazoa, Arthropoda, Insecta, Diptera, Culicidae. The coding region runs from base 127 to 1302 and encodes 391 amino acids. Gene Ontology annotation, biological process: proteolysis. The transcript has 6 exons.